AUGUUUCUUGAUAGCAUACUCAGCAUGCUGGCAUCGGCCGUCCCUCUCUUUUUCAUCAUCUUCGACACACCACCGCCAUGGGCUCAAUCCAUCCUUACAUUUCAAUAUCGACUGCCCCACUAUGCGCCUCCAAAGACCCUGCCAGAAGGAUCUCUCAAGAUAUCUCAAGGCAUAGUCUUUCUCAAUACCUCUGCAUCCCAAGAAUGGACCCAAGAUACGGUAACAUACUCGGAUGAACGACUUGGACCUGUGGUGGAGGCGUUCGUGGAGAUUGUGUCCUGCUUUACGCCUGGAUUUGCGACUCUUCUUGGACUGGGAAUAAUGGGGCUCAUUGGCUCAACGUGUUUUGCACACGACAACUCGGUUUCCUUGGACGACCUCCCCUCUCGCUAUCUUACCCUCACACUCCCUGGUGAUCAGUCCGACGACUCUACCGCGGGACCUUCGGGUUCGGAAGACUACGCGUCCCAUCCCUGGACGGACCCUCGCUUUGAAAAUCUUAGCGACAUUGCCGAAGUCACGGAACCCUCGGACGUGUCUGCAACCAGUACUCCUCAAACGCGCUGGUUUUCGGGCGUUGGUUCACGAGUUCAAAGCUCGGACAGCAGCGGCCACAUGUCUCGGUCCCCCUUGUUGCGGUGGUCGACGUUGCGCCCAGAGUCGAAGCUCAGAUCGCCCCCUACUCUGGACUCUUCUCCCCUAUUCCUUCACCGCGACCAGACGCCCGAAGUUGAUUCAGACGGAUCAAGCAUUGGACUUGGCUUUCUACAGCUCGGUGCAACGCCAUGCUCACCUCAGGAACGCGAAACAAACACAGCACCCGCUUCCGAAGAUUGCUGUGCGGGCUCCGAUAUGCUUGCUACAUGCGGCCCGGCUUGUGGAGAUUCUGCGUCUACUGUUGAGCAACGCUUGUCCGUCUCUUCGGCUCCUGCUCCUGCUCCUUCAAGAGUCUCUGUCUCUUCGACUGGUGACGAAACUUUUGCUCUCUCGGCCAAUGCUAUCUCUAGCUCUGCCUCUGCCUUUGCUGCGGUAUCUAGUGACCCACCUGUCGUUUCUUCGUAUCCAGAAGGCGUUUUCACUCGGACCUCACCACCGCCGACAAUCGACCAUGACGAGCAAGGCAGAUGUCAAGGCGACUCCGAUCAUGCCUCUUCGUCCACCGUCCGUGUAGCGGGUGUCUUCAACGAGGCUGUUGUCUCUGCAUCCACUCCUACUCUACAAGUGAAAUCAUCUCGACGGUCGUCAUGGGUGCUCGUUCAACGUACAGGGCUGGUGGGACAGCACUUCUCGCUUAAACCCGAGGGCAUCGAGAAGUCACUGUCGAUGAUCAACGAUUCCGCCAGACCCAGCAGGUCAAGGCGGCACUCAAGUUUUGACCGGCGCAGCAUGGAAAAUCUCGCUGCACUCGCAGCAGAGCAGUAUAGCGAGAAUAUUGGCCCUCGACGCGAGCUGCGCGAGAUCUCCGUUGAACUAAGCGCUAGCCUCCCGCCGCUUCGCGCGCGCCUCGACCGCGACAUCAUCGACAGUGCCGUCUGCCCUCCGCUCGGCGAUGACCUCCAGAUCCGUCGCCCACUCUCCGAGGUCGGCCGGAACAGGCGUGGGGUAGACGCACGCCCGACUACCCACGUUGCGCUUGAGCGCAGCUUCGCAGCGGUCGUCAGAGGGCGGACGCAAAGCGCCCCUCAGGUCAUCCCGACAUCUCCGGCUCUGCCUCCGCUUCCAAGCGCACCUCGUCUGUCCGAAGAUUCCCGCAAUGGCAAGGGUUUGGCUGCGAGAGGUCGUCCGACUUACGCAGAGGUAGCCGCGCGUUCUACGCUUACUACUCUCCCCACCAGGAGACGCGCAUUCUCCGAGAAGCCAAUAUCAACCUCCAUGAUGCAGCCUCGCGAGCGUCGUGCGGCCUCGGUGCAUCGCGCACCCUCCUCUAGCAUCGGGCGGGGCAAAGCCAUCGACAACGAUGACAGCGAGCGUCGGCGCGCUCAAUCUGCCCUCAGCCGCGGCAGUCUGCUGUCGGUCACCACGAACAUUCGUCUCCAAGACCUCGCAGAUGCGGCACGGCAAAAGCGCCUUCGCCAACUAUCGGCUUCGUCUUCAUCAGUUGUUAGCCUGACCAGUGCCGACGCGCUGGAAGGCGAAUCCAGCUUACGCAUACGGGAACGUUCUCCUUCAAGUUUUGUCCCCCUACCUCUGAAGAUGCCUCGUAUCCCCUACGAAGAUCAACGGGUGCCCAAGUUCUACGCUUUUCAUGCGCAAAAAACUUUGCCUGCACCUCGGUCAUCCCCCUUUCCGUCCGUCUCCACUUCCCCACCCCGUAUUGAGACGUUCACUGACUUGGACAUCAGCACCCAAGUCGUGGAACCGGCCAUCCAGGGAGAUACAACAGUGAAGCUGAACUUCUCGGGGAAGACUGCCUACUCGCCCUUGUCGCCCGUCUGGAAGCUACCUGGAAGAGACGUGUGCAGCGUCGGCGGAUUCUCGUCGUUCGUUGUCAGCCCAGAAGGCAGGAGCGCCUCGCCCGCCCCUGUCCCAGCGCCGACCCAACCCAGCCUGGAGCGGCCCCGAGUGUGUCUCAGUGGAGGGCGAUUUGACGUGCUUCAGGCAGACGUGCAGAUAGAGUGA
This is a messenger RNA of Epithele typhae, 2619 nucleotides long. RefSeq lists its product as uncharacterized. NCBI's taxonomy places the organism in Eukaryota, Fungi, Basidiomycota, Agaricomycetes, Polyporales, Epitheliaceae. The transcript is spliced from 5 exons. The record is from RefSeq and is a predicted model, not a curated record. The coding region runs from base 1 to 2619 and encodes 872 amino acids.